Molecule: messenger RNA, 3738 nt
Organism: Miscanthus lutarioriparius
Lineage: Eukaryota; Viridiplantae; Streptophyta; Magnoliopsida; Poales; Poaceae
Source: the annotation of a GenBank genome assembly
AUGGGGACAAUCGAAGCCCAUAAGAUCAAGCACUUGGAAGAAAGCUACAUAGAAAAAAUUAUCAAGAAAGAAGCAUUUAGUGUGCAAGCACAAAAGCAUGAUGAUCAGCUACUCAAUAUGGUUGGUGAUGUUGCGAGGAGAUGUUCCGGUUCUCCUUUAGCUGCUACAGCAUUGGGCUCUGUACUUCGUACUAAGAAUACCGUGCAAGAAUGGGAGGCGGUAUUAAACCGAAGCACAAUUUGUGAUGACGAAAAUGGAAUCUUACCGGUACUCAAGCUCAGUUACAAUUGCUUGCCACCACAUAUGCGACAGUGCUUUGCCUUUUGUGCUAUGUUUCCUAAGGAUCAUGAGAUUGAUGUGGAAAUGCUGAUCCGACUAUGGAUGGCUAAUAGUUUUAUCUCGGAGCAAAAAAGAGUGUGUCCUGAAUACAUUGGUAAACAAAUUUUCAAUGAGCUAUCUCAAAGGUCAUUUUUUCAGGAGGUGCAGCAAGACAAAUUUUACAGACAAAUUACUUGUAAAAUCCAUGACCUUAUGCAUGAUGUUGCACAGGAUUCAAUGGGAAAAGAAUGUGCUGCAAUAGAUACAAAACUGAGCCAAGGUGAGGAUUUUCCAUACUCCGCUCGCCAUUUAUUUCUAUCAGUUGACAUUGAAGAAAAUGUUUUGAAUGCUUCCAUAGAGAAAGGGUCUCUAGCUAUCCAGACACUAAUAUGUGAUAGAUCCGAAAUAGCAGAUGUGCAGAAAUUAUCAAAAUAUUUGAGGCCUGUCCGAGCCUUAAAGACACGGCAAGGUCGAUUUCUAAAGCCGAAAUAUCUUCAUCACCUAAGGUAUCUUGAUCUCUCAACAAGUGAUAUUGUUGCACUUCCUGAAGACAUUACCAUCCUGUAUCAUCUGCAAACAUUGAACCUAUCUUAUUGUACACGUCUUGAACAACUUCCAAAGGCAAUGAAGUAUAUGUCUGCCCUCCGUCACCUCUACACUCACGGAUGUGAUAUGUUAACGAGCAUGCCUCCAAACCUCGGACACCUCACUUCCCUGCAGACGCUUACAUGCUUUGUAUUAGGUACUGGCUCGGGUUGCAGUAACAUGGAAGCGCUGAAGAACUUGGACCUUGGUGGCCAGCUGGAGCUAAGGAAGCUUGAAAAUGUGACAGGAGCAAAUGCAAAAGCAGCAAAACUUUGGGACAAGAAAAGGCUGGAAGAACUAACAUUAAGAUGGUCUGACGAUAGUGAAAAGGAGGCACAUAAGGAGGUGCUGGAAGGCCUCCGACCUCAUGAUGGGCUAAAGGCUCUGAGGAUGUAUUGCUGCAGUUGCAGUGGUAUUCCGACAUGGAUGCUGGAGCUGCAAGGCAUGGUGGAGCUCAAGUUACAAGAUUGCCAAAAUCUCGAGAAGCUUCCUGCACUCUGGCAGUUACCGUCCCUCCAGUUUCUUUACUUAUGCAGCCUACAAAAUUUACAUUGCUUGUUCAGCGGUGGUGCCCCGUCCAAGUUUCAGAAACUGAAGAUGAUGUCCUUGGAGGAUAUGCCAAAUUUUGAGAUGUGGUGGGAUAGGAAUGAGGUGCAAGGAGAGGAGCAGAUAUUAUUUCCUGAGGUUGAGAAUCUAUGGAUCGUGCUUUGUGAAAAGCUGAUAGCAUUACCAAAAGCGUCGGUGAUUAAAAAAUCAUCAGGUAGAGAUGGCGCUGAGUGCCGCUCCCCGUUUCCAGCAUUGAAGGGAAUGUAUUUAAGUGAUCUGGACAAGUUUCACAGAUGGGAGGCGGUCCAAGGAUCUUUAGGAGAACAAGUAACAUUUCCUUCGCUUGAGGAACUACAAGUUAUUGGUUGCCCAGAGUUGACUACUUUUCCUGAAGCACCGAAGCUAAGAAAAGUAUAUCUAUACAACUGUAGACAGCAAGCAUCUCUACAGGCUGGUAGCAGAUAUAUUACUUCAUUGUCCAGUCUGGAGGUAUGGGCAACAAAUAAAGAAGAAAAUUCUACCGAACUGGAGGUAGUACGUGAGCAUAAAUCCCCCCUGGGGGAUCUGCGCUUAACAGGGUGUGACCUUUUCUUCUCAGGCUCGAGUGCACUGGCGCUAUGGAAAUGUUUUGGACAGCUAGCAACUUUGAAAAUUGCUGCGUGCGAUGCUCUCGUACAUGUAUCCUUGAGGACGUUAGAGAUUCGCAAAUGUAACAAACUGACAGGACUCACGGAAGAUGAAGCUUCUCAUGAGCAAUCUGCUCUCGUACAACGGAGUGGAACCCUCCUGCCACGUCUGGAGUCCCUAGUGAUACGUGGCUGCGACUCUUUGGUACAGGUCCCAAACCUAUCGAGAUCUCUCAAGACGUUACUUGUUUGGGAGUGCAAGAGUCUCAAAUCCAUUGCAUUCGGUGAGCAGCAGGACACGACGGGGCUGGAAACGUCAUCAUCAUUGAUGGCUGCAGGGUCGUCCUCGUCCAGCAAUGAGGAUGAAUCCACGGUGUCUACAGCUGUAGUACUGAAGCCGGUGUCAUCAUCAUCAGCCAGCAGUAAUCAUUGCUUCUUUCCAUGCCUAGAAUCUCUAGAGAUAUAUAAUUGCGGUGGCUUGACAGAGGUUGCCAACCUUCCUCCGUCCAUCAAGACCUUGAAGAUUUCGUUUUGUGGCAGUCUUGUAUCCCUGUCAGGAGAGGUCCCGUCGCUGGAACAACUCAAUGUUUGGUCUUGCCGAAGCCUGCAAUCCUUACCGAAUGGACCUCAACGAGUAUACUCAUCUCUCAGAGUUCUUAGCAUUGUAUUCUGUGAUGGUAUAAAGCAGCUUCCACCGAGCCUACAGCAACGUCUGGAUCACCUCGAGGAGAAAACUCUAGACCCCCAUCUUCUUCAAGAGAAUUCAGGGAUGUUUCAUCCGCUGGUGCUCAACGCUGCCCACACUAGCAGCGUCGUCGACUUCGUCGUGCUCUCCACCUGCAGCCAGGCAAUGAACCGUGAUCGUGCUAGCUGGAAUGAUAGAACCUGCUCAUUGUUUCUUGAGCUAAUCACUCAGCAGAAAAACCUAUGUCAUUGGGGCAACAAUAUCCCAACCCCUAUCAGGUGGACAAACGUCCAUCGUGCCUUUAACGAGGCCACAAGGCUCGGGUACAACAAGAAACAGCUCCAGAACAAGUACAACGAGCUGAAAAUGGCGUAUUUCAAUUGGCGCGAUAGUCAGAUCCAUACUGGGCUAGGCCGUGACCCGCAUACUGGAGAGGUGACAGUUGACCCCGGUUGGUAUGCCGCAGGCACCGGGGAAAGUAGCCAAACCGCUCGUGAGAGGUUCAGACGUCCACAAUGCUGUGAGAAACUGAUCUUGAUUUUGGGACGCACCCCACGUGACAGGGGCGAGUUGGUAUCUGCAGGGGGACAUCAACCUGACCGUACACCCAGUAGUGUAAGCCCUCAGACUCCUCAAGCCUUGUCCAACGAGCCCGUACAACCACGUAGUGUUGGUCAGUCCUCCAAGAGAGUCACUAGGGACCAUUCCGUUAACAGUCCUCGCAGUAAGAAGAGUAGCAGGACUCCAACCCUUGAUGACUGCCUUGAUGACCUGAGCGACAUUAUCAGGGAUACUAGGGCGCAUAAGGCCCAUCAAGCCACUGAUGCCGAGGAGAUGGCCCAAGUGAAUCAGAUUCCGAAGCAAGAUGGUUAUAGCGAGAGUGAUGUAGUCUUUGCCCAAGCCCUUAAUCUUUGCAACAAUAGGCUCUGUCGUCGGGCUUUUCUUGAUUUGGAAACAAAAGAGGGCCGGCUGAACUAG